UUUGAUGUUAAACACUGAACAUACCCCUUUACACAUUGUUGACAUUUUAACACGUCAUAUAUUAUCGAUAGAAAAAUAAUAAAGAACUUUUAACAAAAGUUAUAAAAAUUUAAUACAAAAUAAGCUUAUAAAUCAACACAUUCAACAUGAGUAAAAUCCCCCAAGAAGAAGAUACCAACUCUACCUUGUUCUAUGCCCGCAAUGAGUAUUACAUUGGUAAUUUUAUGGGUUCCGUCAAUUUUGUUUUACCCGAACAGGGCACGGCCGGAGCAGAAUUAUUGUCUUACAUGUAUUUGUCCUAUUUGGCCAUAGAUUCUGGUAGAUUGAUAGCCAGUGAUAUUAAGGAAAACAAUAACACUCCCUUAUUGGCUUUGCGCUAUAUCAAUGAGGCAUUUGAACAGCCUGAGAAAAUUGAGGAAAUAUUAGAGAAACUUACUGAUAAGGUAGCAAUCGAGGAGGAUGAAACCAAUAUCUGGCAUAUAGCCACCGCCAUAGUCUACUGCUAUGAUCAACAAUUUGAAAAUGCUUUAAAAAUUUUGCACGGUUCUACUAAUUUGGAAUCCAUGGCUUUGUCGGUGCAAUGUUUAUUGCGCUUAAAUCGUGUUGACUUGGCUAAACAGUUGGUGGGCAAAAUGCAAGAAAUCUCGGAUGACCAUACAUUGACACAGUUGGCUCAAGCUUGGGUGGCUUUAUCUUUGGGCACUGAACAAAUGCAGGAUGCUUUCCAUAUUUAUCAAGAAUUUUGUGAGAAAUAUAAGCCCACCCCCUUGCUAUUGAAUGGCCAGGCUGUGGUCCACUUGGGUUUGGAAAGAUAUGAAGAGGCUGAAGCUGUUUUGAGGGAAGCAUUAACUAAAAAACACAAUGAUUAUGACACUUUGAUCAACAUGAUGGUUUUGUCGCAUUUAACUGGAAAAUCUCAAGAGACCAUUCAACGUUACUGGGAGCAAUUGAGACAAUUUUAUCCUAAAAGUGUAUUUGUUAAGGAUUUUGAUAAGAAGUCGUCGGAAUUCGAUAAUCUAUGCUUGCAGUAUUCUUUAGAGGGAACCGCCUAAAUUAGCUUUAAAUUUAAACCCGUAUCUAACAUAUAAUUCCAUAACUACUUUAUUAUUUCAAUAUGUAAAAUAAACUACAAAGUAAAUCAA
This is a messenger RNA of Lucilia sericata (common green bottle fly), 1142 nucleotides long. It is a transcript of the gene epsilonCOP, whose product is annotated as coatomer subunit epsilon. Gene Ontology annotation, cellular component: COPI vesicle coat. Gene Ontology annotation, molecular function: protein binding; structural molecule activity. The transcript has 2 exons. Gene Ontology annotation, biological process: intra-Golgi vesicle-mediated transport; endoplasmic reticulum to Golgi vesicle-mediated transport; retrograde vesicle-mediated transport, Golgi to endoplasmic reticulum. NCBI's taxonomy places the organism in Eukaryota, Metazoa, Arthropoda, Insecta, Diptera, Calliphoridae. The record is from RefSeq and is a predicted model, not a curated record. Bases 147 to 1052 code for a protein of 301 amino acids.